Messenger RNA from Lindgomyces ingoldianus, 696 nucleotides. RefSeq lists its product as uncharacterized. Lineage: Eukaryota; Fungi; Ascomycota; Dothideomycetes; Pleosporales; Lindgomycetaceae. The record is from RefSeq and is a predicted model, not a curated record. The transcript has 7 exons. Bases 1 to 696 code for a protein of 231 amino acids. Gene Ontology annotation, molecular function: DNA binding.
AUGAACAGCCACCUAUUGCCGCGCGUAGACAGCAAGAAGACUUACCUUCUACGCAGUAGAGCAGCUAAGCUAGCAGAGCUUAAAGGGGUUAUUAGCUGCUACCUUAACUUACUGCCGCAGAAGUUCAUAAGGUCUAUGGCUGGCCAUCUGCUGCAGAUGGGCUGCUUCAAGAUCCCUCGCGCAGCUGUUAUGCCUCCAGACAAGCUCCUGUCUCUCAUCUGGCCAGAGCUUAAUGUGUGGAAGGGCCGCUUUAGCCCACACGCUAGCCAGAUCAACGACCUAGCCGCAGGGGGCCUUACAAGCCUACUGCUCUACCUCAGAGAGCGCUUCCCUAGCCACCCUGUGUGGAGCCACCUAGACAUUAACGCGUCUCUUAACGCAGAGGCAGCUCUUACAGCUGCGCCGCCGUCGCUGGCAGACGUAGAUUCAAGCAGGUAUACCUCUGCCCAGGCCAGCCUCGCGCCUACGCCGUCUGCGCGCUCGCCUAGCCCAUCGCCGCUGCCAGCAGCGCUUGAGCUGGCGCCUGAGCUAGAACCUGCACUGAAGCAUCGCAUGUGCCGCGCUGUGAGGACCGUGGAGGAUCUCUGGCGCGAAUGGACAUGGUACUCUCUGCGGCUUAAGGUUAUUAAGGAGAUUAGGCGCAUCGCGCAGGCGCAGAGGACUAGUGAGGAGGCGGCUAUGUGGCAGGUGAGCUAG